Molecule: messenger RNA, 951 nt
Organism: Brenthis ino (lesser marbled fritillary)
Lineage: Eukaryota; Metazoa; Arthropoda; Insecta; Lepidoptera; Nymphalidae
Source: the annotation of a GenBank genome assembly
AUGGAGGAAUUGGAUUUUGAUAGUUCAGAUACGGAUGGCGAAUUUGCUUUUGAAACUGAUCACUUGGCCCUACGAGGUAAUAGUGAUUAUUCAGAACUAUUAAAAUACAUUGUCCAUUUAGAAGCACAAAAAAUUAAUGCACUGAAAGAUAUAGAAAAUUUGGCAGAUGCUGAAAGAAAAGCAUUAGAAGAUCCAUUGGCAUUUGUUGAAGACUUAAAAUCGGGCAAAAUAAACUUCCCCCCGCGACAAACUAUAGGUGAUUUGCCUGCUAUUGACUGGAAUAAAUAUGGAAUAGAUACAUCUUUGAAAAAUGAGGACAUAAACCAAAUUACAGAAUUAGAAUCAAGCAUAAAAGUCAGAGGGAGAAAAUUUACUGAUAGUAAACCUGAAACGUUUAACCAAUUAUGGUCUUGUGAAGAACAAAAGAGAUUAGAAGAAUUGUUAGAAAUCUAUCCAGAGGAACCAGUAGAAGCAAGGCGAUACAAAAAGAUUGCAGAUGCCCUAGGUACACGCACUCCUAUUCAAGUUAUGAGUAGAUUGCAGAAGUACUUUGCAAAAUUGGCUAAAGCAGGAUUACCUAUACCAGGUCGAGCACCAAAAAAAGUAGCUAAAGAUAGAAGUCGGUCUUUAUUUUAUAAGAAAUCAACAUUUUUCCCACAACUUCAUGUGCCUGUUAAAAUGGAAGAUCCAUAUGAUAGUGGAACUCAAGUAAAUAUGCCAGAUUUGAAAAUAUGUAGUAAAAGUUCACUAGAAUUAUUAAAAGCAGCAAAGGAACAAAGAAUGUUAGAUGAAAACUCCCCAGUUUAUCAAACAAAAACUAUGUGUGUUGGGUGUCAAAAGAUUGGUUUUCUUGGAGCAAGAUGGACAGAUAAUGCUGGGACAGACUACUGUACAGAUUGCGUAGUAAAACUUUUACCAAAUGAAAAGCUUACACCUGUUAGAAUGUCUGAU